This is a messenger RNA of Perkinsus marinus ATCC 50983, 742 nucleotides long. RefSeq names its product Guanylate kinase, putative. Gene Ontology annotation, biological process: purine nucleotide metabolic process. The transcript has 7 exons. Gene Ontology annotation, cellular component: cytosol. Lineage: Eukaryota; Perkinsozoa; Perkinsida; Perkinsidae. The coding region runs from base 12 to 671 and encodes 219 amino acids. Gene Ontology annotation, molecular function: GMP kinase activity. The record is from RefSeq and is a predicted model, not a curated record.
AGCUGAUUGUGAUGGUCUCCGGCCUUUCCGAGGUUUUACGAAGAGGGUUAAUGACAGCAACUAGAGGAGUAGCAGUAAGGAAACCAAACGACGUACUGGUCCUUUGCGGUCCGAGUGGUGCUGGGAAGUCUACCCUCAUAAAACGAUUGUUGAAGGAGUUCCCUGGCCACUUCGGUUUCAGUGUAUCCCAUACGACUCGAGGCAUGCGGACUGGAGAGGUUGAUGGGAAGUCUUAUCACUUUACCAGCAGGCCCACUAUGGAGGCUGCGAUGGCUGAUGGCGAGUUCAUCGAGCAUGCGGAAGUCCAUGGCAAUUUGUACGGUACCUCCAAGGCCUCAGUGAGAGAAGUACUAUCCCACGGUGAGAUCUGUAUCCUCGAUAUCGAUGUGCAAGGAGUAGAGUCAUUGAAGGCCUCGACUGAUCUUGGUUUCUAUCCAACCUACGUAUUCAUAUCACCACCUAGCAUGCAAGUUCUCGAGAAGCGUUUACGUGAUCGGAAGACUGAGACGGAAGCAGCGAUAGAGAAACGAUUGGAGACUGCUCGGAAAGAGAUGACGUAUAGGGACAUUCCAGGAUUCUGGGAUCUAGUGCUCAUCAACGACGACUUCCCGAGCUGCUAUGAGAAGUUCAAAGCCUUCGUAGUUUCUCAGUGUGAUGUACAGUCGUCCUAGUCGGUAGUCUCUUCCUACAUCGUUUCGUUGUUGCUGAAUACAUACCUGCCGACUUGCCCACGUUCCUAGUA